Molecule: messenger RNA, 819 nt
Organism: Verticillium dahliae VdLs.17
Lineage: Eukaryota; Fungi; Ascomycota; Sordariomycetes; Glomerellales; Plectosphaerellaceae
Exons: 3
Coding region: 1-819 (272 amino acids)
Source: RefSeq, a predicted model, not a curated record
AUGCGCAGGGACCCUGCCAGGUUUCUUGAGACGGAGACGAAGACGGAACCGGAUCGGAUGCGAUGCGACUUGGUGCCGGUGGAUCGUGUCGGUUGGGGAGAAGUAGUAAUGCGAUGGGGAUCGAGGAGGGUCAAAGGUGGUCGAGUGGUACCAGAGAAAUGCGGCAGCGGGAGGCCCUUUCGAUUAGGGGGUGCGCGCCUUCUCUGGGGUUUCAAGCUGAUGAAGAUGAAAUUCGUAGCAGAUGACGGCGGGCAUGCGAUGGGCGAUGGGCGACGGACAGCAACAAGGGUGUCUGGUUGGAUUGCCGCCGUUGCUGGUUGCUUGGGAGCGAGGGUAGGGAGACUUGGGAGACCAGGAGACCAAGAGAGAGGCUUGAGAGGCUGGCCUGUUGACCAGUUGCCAGCCUGUCUGCCGCACCGUGGUAUCACGGCGAUCCAUCCACCUACUGAUUUACUUGCAAGGGGGACAAUGGGGAGCACAGGCGAGGGCGAUCUCCAACGCCGCGAGGCUGAGCAAACGAACAGCGCUCAAAGUGCCGUGACACCCGUGGCUCAUUGGCCCGUCGUCACCCAGAGCGAUGCGAGUCACGGAAACUUUCAGUGGAUGGACGCGCUAUCCGAACAGUGGAGUGGUGGCACAGCAUGCGCCGCCAUGGCCGGGAAACUCCCCAUCCGCCCGCCACCACCACCCACCCUCACCCACUCAGGCUUGCCAGGCCACCUCAAGGUCACCCACCUCAAGGGCGGCUCCCACCCAAGGGCGGCUCAAGGGCGGCUCAAGGGCGGCCCAGGAACCGCCAAUGCAGUGGCACGCGACUGA